AUGAGGAAAAGAUUUAAGGAUCGCUGGAACAAGGAGUUCCCCGAUACACCAUGUGCCGAGUGCGCAACCUUGCUCCUCCCGAGGAACCGCAAACAGAGAGCAUUCCAGGACAACCAUGAAUACGGCAUCACCAGAGUUUUUGGUGUUCCUGUGACUGAUGAAUCUGGUGGUGUGACUCUCUGCGAGGACUGUUGCAAAGAGCCUCAAGCCCCUAUAGAUUGCGGCCAGGUCCCUCAAUGCAUUGCUUCUCUUCCACGGCGAUCGACUCUGUUCAUAUCUCCCUUCAAGUUGGACACGAAUCUGGGGAGGACUUCGGGUUACAACUUACACACAACCCCUUAUGUGUACCGAACUUUAUCGGGUGUUAUUAACACGAAUCCGAUUAAUGAGCGAGCGAACAUGCUCUAUUCCGGCACACUUGGAGCUUAUCUGCAGAGCAGUCCACAUCGAGUAGACCAACACCAGAAUCUCGAGCAUCUAAUUCACGUUCGUAAUUGGCUACUGCAAAGAAACCCCGUCUUCCAAAGGAAUGAUGUGCAGGCGCAUCUACAAAUCGACCAUCCGUUACCAAUUGCUGAUCUCCCUGAGAACAGCGAUGAGCGUCGACCUCAAACUCGCCCGGAUCUUGUCAUGAACCCAUUUCAGUAUGACCAAGAAACGAGGAAUGAGGAUUUCCGGUAUGAUAGGCUCUCCGUGGGGGCUGUCCAGGUCCCACAGGGACAUCCUCCAAAACCGAUGCUAUUUCGAACAGAUCCGGAUGUCGAGGUGCUCUGCUUCCCGCACCUUUAUCCUUACGGGAGAGGACAAUUCAUACAAGGAGACCGCCGCGAAGAUGGGCGCUCUAUAUAUACUCGUCACAUGGACACGAAAAGGAAGCUCAAUUCUUACAACCGCAAUUUCAGAGAUGACUAUUACUGGGCCGCGUGGGCAUAUCAAGAAAUGGAAGCUACGAGGAUCUUCCAGAACACCAAUCGUCUUAUUCAAAAUAAGACGAGGCAAGCCAUAGAUAACCGUCUUCCCCAGCAUCAACUACUACAGCAGUCAAAUUAUGGGACACAUUCUAUUCUCAGUGAAACUCUCACACAUACUAUACCCGGCUCAAUCCGAACCGGCGAAGCUUAUUUUCUUGAAAAGGAACGCCUCGUAAAUUCGAUGAUUGGAGGCUACGGACUUCCUCAACUAUUUAUUACGUUGACUUUCAAUGAAGGUUGGGAAGAAUUUAAGGACAUUCUGCAUUCAAUCUCGCCCGCUGCUAUUCCAUCCAACCAUCCAUGGGAGGGAGUUCAAUACUAUUACGAGAGAAUCCAUAAUUUAAAAUCCAAGUUCUGGAGGGGAGGAUCCGGUCACGCCAAAUUUGGGGCCCUGAAAGAGCUAAUCGAAAGAUUUGAAUUCCAACUACGAGGCGCAAUACAUAGCCAUUGCCUAUUGUGGACGGGGAAGCCUAUCAAGGAAUUGCUUGCAGGCAACUUCGUCCGCGCAGAUAUUCCGGAUCCUGAAGAGGAGCCUGAAUUGCAUAGCCUUGUCAUGAAAUAUCAGAUUCACAAGUGCAAAGACUACAUUUGUGGCGGUCCUGGAAGGCACGGGAAGUGCUCCAAAGGCUUCCCAGCAGACGUAUCGGGCAGAACGUUUCAUCAGCCUGGAAACCCCAGGUAUACCUAUGCCCGUACCGAGGCUGACGUUUGGGUGGUUCCCUACAAUUCUCAAUUGCUAUUGAUUUGGGAAGGCCACUGCAACGUCCAAUUUGUGACGAACCAAGGUCUUGCAUCUUACAUCACGAAAUAUGUCACCAAAAACGAGCCACUCUCUCACAUUCAUACUGGCAACUCUACAGAAAUCCAAAAGCACUUGCUGGCUCGUAGGAUGGGGUCUAUGGAAAUCGUCGUGCUGUGCUUGGGUUUUGACAUUUUUCGCUGCACCAGUGGAACUCUCUACCUUCCAACCAAUAUUCCUGAGAUGAGGAAUUACUCUGUUCGCCCAGUUAAGCAUAUCCUCGAGCACCCGGAAGACGCUUAUUUCCCAGAUGCUAUGGAGAAAUACUUUGCUCGACCAAGAGUGCCUCGGUUCGAAGUCUUGACCUAUUUUGACUACUUUGCAUACUAUGAAAUUACGAAAACUCGCACCAUUAAUCGACAGGGUCCUCGAGAAGGGUGGCAAGACUCAUUAGGAUAUUGGGUAUAUCAAAGGAAGAAGCCUAUCCUGAUUCGCACUUCUUACCGACGACUUUGUGAUGGAGAGGUGUUUUUUUACGUGCAGCUCCUUUACAGAUAUCAUUGGAGAUCAGAUGACGAAAUCAUUGCUAACUCCACCACUUACCGUGAAAGGCUUUUCGAGCUGGACCCAGUAUUGUAUGACGCUGCUUUACGGGGACACGCCGAUAAAGCUGAACAUGGCAAUAUAGCCCUCUGGAGAGAGUAUUGCGAGAUGGUUCAAAGAGUUGCGGAGGCGGCUCCGCCAAAUGUCCAUGAUAUGGUGUCUGAGCAGCUCCGGCAACUGAAUACCAUGACGAUUCUAGGACUCGCUGAUGCUGCAGGCCUUACUCUGAAAGGCGAGCAAUACCAGUGCUAUAGUAUGGUAACGCAAAACAUUUCUGCAUCUAGGCAUCAGGGCCGUAUGUUCUUUAUAACAGGGCCUGGUGGGACGGAGAAAUCUUUUCUCCUGCGUGCUCUGCAGUAUUGGUGCGAUAGAUCCCGAAACCCUUCCUUACUGCUUGCGCCUACUGGGAUUGCGGCAAAAAAUAUUAAUGGGAAUACAAUCCACUCGGCUCUGUCAAUCUAUAGUAGCCGAGGCAGUUACCACACCGGCUUAUUUAGGUUCGAAGAUCAAAAAAAGAAAGACCUAGAAAAGAAAACCGUGCUUAUUAUUGAUGAAGUAUCGAUGGUAGAUGGCGUACUGCUUGACUACCUCGCCUCCCUUUUCGCCAAACUGAGGAGGAAUAACAGGCCCUUCUGCAACAUGCAUGUCAUCGUUUUUGGGGAUUUGAUGCAAUUGCCCCCUGUGGAAGGCUUGAAGGUCUUCAAGGCCUCGGUUUGGAGGCUCUUCCAUCCCAUCUUUCUACGACAACCGCAGCGGCAGACAAACGAGAGGUUCUUCAGGAUCUUGAACAAGAUUCGCUUCGGAAUUAUCGAUGGCGAAGUAAGAUGCACUCUGGAAGAACGCUGGCGCCAAUAUAAUCCAGAAAAUGUCAUAUGGAAUACCACGUACCUGUCUUCUCUUCGCGAUGAGGCUGCGGCACUAAACCAUGUCGUUCUCUCCGGCAUGCCAUCAGAGAACCUUAUCUUCGUUUCAAAAGCCGAAGACUUUGAAAAUGGAGUAAGGUUGCAAUAUUUAGAGCACUCGAAAGUAUUCAAUAAGGGGACAAACUUCGCAUCCUCUGUGGUAUGUACUGUUGGGGCCAAAGUCAUGUUUCUCACAAAUAGCAUGCUGAGCGAGAGAGGCAUAUCUAACGGCUCUAUGGGUGUUAUUACUAAUUUGUUUCCUAACGACGAAGUUGAAGCUGACUACCGACUCCUUACCGCCCUUGAAGCCUGGAUGCGCGAAGCAGCUAAUGCAGUUCAGGUCAUGCACUUGCACAAAACUCCGUCGUAUUUCCAGACGAAUGGGGUGGAAUAUAAACGUUUACAGCUUCCAAUAAUCAACGCAUUUGCGUUGACAAUUCAUAAGGUUCAAGGUUUAUCGCUGCCAGCUGUUACCGUCGCCUUGAACUCUAAUAUCUUCUCUGACGGACAAGCAUAUGUGGCGUUGAGCAGAGCAAAGGAUCUCGAACAAGUGUACUUGACCCACUGUGAUCUUGGAGCCAUCAAGGCAGACUCAGAAGCAAUAGCUGAAUACGAAAGACUGGAAGCUAAGGCAAAACAACUCAAUAGACCACAUUCUCGCUGA
Messenger RNA from Pochonia chlamydosporia 170, 3879 nucleotides. RefSeq names its product PIF1-like helicase domain-containing protein. The record is from RefSeq and is a predicted model, not a curated record. The transcript is spliced from 2 exons. Gene Ontology annotation, molecular function: DNA helicase activity. Lineage: Eukaryota; Fungi; Ascomycota; Sordariomycetes; Hypocreales; Clavicipitaceae. The coding region runs from base 1 to 3879 and encodes 1292 amino acids. Gene Ontology annotation, biological process: telomere maintenance; DNA repair.